CUGUUUUGUUUUUCCAGGUAAAAUCAGACUAUGACCAUCUUCGAGAAGCCCUUCUCAGAGUGACCAAGGAGCGAGAUUUGGCUGUGAGGGGAAAACACCAGCUCCAAGCCAAGCUGGAGAACUUAGAGCAGGUCCUGAAGCACAUGCGAGAGGCUGCGGAGCGGCGGCAACAGCUGGAGCUGGAGCAUGAGCAGGCGCUGGCUGUGCUCAACGCCAAACAGCAGGAGAUCGAGCUGCUGCAGAAGGCUCAGGUUGAAGCUAAGAAGGAGCAUGAAGGAGCAGUUCAGUUGCUAGAGGUGAAAGAGCAAGGCAGACCCGUUCCUUCCAGCCCCUGGGUGUUCCUGACCGUGUUCCUGUGCUGGGUGUUACCCUGUCAUGAGAGCCCCUCUGGAAGUCGCUGUGUGAUCUCAGAGUUCAUCCGACCCCUCCAGGUGUCUGGAGACAAACCAGAGCCGCUGUCUGUCAAACCCACCUUCCUGUCCAAGUCAAGAUCUGCUACCCCAAGAUGCAGAUUUGAUUCAGACAUGGAUAAUGAUCAGAAUUCCAAUACCUCAAAGCAGAGAUAUUCUGGGAAGGUCCAUCUUUGCAUUGCCCGUUACAGCUACAACCCCUUCGAUGGACCCAACGAGAACCCGGAGGCAGAGCUGCCUCUCACGGCAGGAAAGUACCUGUAUGUGUACGGAGACAUGGACGAGGAUGGCUUCUAUGAAGGAGAGCUUCUGGAUGGGCAGAGGGGCCUGGUCCCUUCGAACUUUGUGGACUUUGUCCAGGACAGCGAGGCGCGGCUGUCGGGCAGCGAGCAGGAGCAGAACUUGGCGAACCGCGCGGGGCCGGCGCUGCAGGGAGAGCUGGAGAUCAGCCCCCCCGGCCAGGCCGGCUGCGGCGUGCUCAGCAACGGCACGGCCGCCCUGGACGUCAACAUCGACGAGAUCGGAGAAGACAUCGUGCCUUACCCCAGGAAAAUCACCCUGAUCAAGCAGCUGGCCAAGAGCGUCAUCGUGGGCUGGGAGCCGCCCGUGGUGCCGCCCGGCUGGGGAACCGUCAGCAGCUACAACGUGCUGGUGGACAAGGAGGUGAGGAUGAACGUCGCCCUGGGCAGCAGGACCAAAGCUCUGAUAGAAAAGCUCAACACCUCCACCUGCACGUACCGGAUAUCCAUCCAGAGCAUCACCAGCAAGGGCAACUCCGACGAGCUGCAGUGCACCUUGCUGGUGGGCAAGGACGUCAUCGUCGCCCCCUCCAACCUGCGAGUGGACAACAUCACCCAGAUUUCUGCUGAGCUCUCCUGGCUCCCCACAAACAGUAACUACAGCCAUGUCAUCUUCCUGAACGAGGAGGAGUUUGACAUUGUCAAGGCUGCUAGCUACAAGUACCAUUUUUUUAAUUUGAAGCCCAAUAUGGCCUACAAGGUGAAGGUCAUGGCAAAGCCCCACCAGAUGCCCUGGCAGCUUCCCUUGGAACAACGAGAAAAAAAGGAAGCCUUUGUGGAAUUUUCUACAUUGCCAGCAGGUCCUCCAGCUCCACCUCAGGACGUGUCUGUGCGGGCGGGCUCCACGCCAGGGACCGUCCAGGUGUGCUGGAAGCCCCCAGCCCUGUCGGCGACGGGGACGUCCCACGGUGCCAGCGUCACAGGCUACGGUGUCUAUGCCAAAGGGCAGCGGGUGGCCGAGGUGGCGUUCCCGGCGGCGGAGGGCGCGGCGCUGGAGCUGCAGCGGCUGCGCGGCCUGGACGCCAGGGAGGUGACGGUGCGGACGCUCUCUGCGCAGGGCGAGUCCCUGGACUCUCCUCUCGCUGCCAUUCCAUCUGACCUCCUGGUGCCUCCAACCCCCCACCCCAGAACUGCUCCCAAAUCUAAGCCAUUAGCAAGUGCCGGAGCCCCAGAAACCAAAGAAGAACACCUAGGCCCACAUUUGAGAAGGGAUGAGUCCUGGGAGCAGACUCGCUCGGCGUCCCCCAUGCACGGACGCAUGCUGGAGCCACCCACCUUCCACGGCCCCCUCCAGGGCAGGAGGUCUCCGUCCCCCAACAGAAUCCUGCCCCAGCCUCAAGGCACUCCAAUCCCCAACACCGUCGCAAAAGCCAUGGCCAGAGAAGCUGCACAACGAGUGGCAGAGAGCAACAGGGUGGACAGGAGGAGUGUUUUCAGCGACAGGAGCAGCGUGGCCCCGUACUCGGACGAGGAGGAGGAUGGCUACGACUCGCCCAAGGUCAAGCGGCGGGGAGCCUCGGUUGAUGAUUUCCUGAAGGAGUCAGAGCUUGGAAAGCAAGCUCACUACUGCCUGGGGGAUGAGUACCACACGGAGAGCAGCCGGGGCUCCGACCUGUCCGACAUCCUGGAGGAGGAUGAGGAGGAGCUGUACUCGGAGAUGCAGCUGGAGGAGGGCCGGCGGCGCCUGAGCCUCACCUCGCACGGCGCGCUCAAGGAGUACGAUAAGAAUAAGACCACUGAAGCCCCUUUUUUGGAACAGCCUGGCUUUCCCCAGCAGACACACCACAGUAAAAGGCUUUUCAGUAUUCCAGAAGUGGCUGAAGAGGACGGUGAAUACUCUGAAGUGCUGUACAAGCAGGGUUUAGGUAUGCCCUAUAAAAAGAACCCCAGAAUAGCUAGAGGCCCCAGGGCUCGCAGGCCCGGCCGUCGGGAGCAGCAGCACAGCCCCCGGUACCCGGGCAAGGCCAGGGCGGGGCUGCAGGAGCUGGACGAGCGAGGAUGCAGAGGCAGAGGCAGGCAGCCCCUGUCCCGCAGCCCCGACAGCGGGCUGGACUGCGGCAGCGAGGAGGAGGAGCAGCGUUUCAGACCCCAGAGGGGCAGUGAUGAAGAGCAGCCCCGGCGCGCUGUCAGAGCCCCGCGGGACCCCGAGCCCUGUCCCUGCCGGAGGGGCUCCCGGCCGCUGCUGGCCCGCAGGAGGACGCUGACCAGGCAGAGCAGCAUCGAGGAGGAUUUCGGGGAGCUGGCAGCCCCGGCCGGGGGGGCCCAGGGCAGCGGGGGCCGCAGAGCCCAGGAGGGGCAGGGGGGCUGGAAGAGCCACCCUCAGCCAGCUGGCCCUAGGGCAGCUGCUGUCCUUGCAAAGCCACCCCACAGAGAUGCAGAAGACUCUCUGCUUUUAGGUAACCCAGCCUCUGCAGGACGGCCUGACAGGGUGGAGCAUGCAGGGCGAAGGUCCUCCCAUGGCAGUGCAGUGCCACAAAGGUCUCGGCCCCUGCUGGUCCCUUCCAUUGAUGGCUAUGGUGAUCAUGACCGUCUUUCUCCAGACAUUUACGAGGAAUCUGAAACAGAUGCUGGCACAGAAGAUCUUUCUACUCGAAUAUUUGUUGCACUUUUUGACUACGACCCGCUGACGAUGUCCCCGAACCCCGAUGCUGCAGAGGAGGAGCUGCCCUUUAAGGAGGGACAGAUCAUUAAGGUUUAUGGGGACAAAGAUGCUGAUGGGUUUUACCGUGGAGAAACCUGUGCAAGAGUUGGCCUUAUCCCCUGCAAUAUGGUCUCUGAGAUACAGGCAGAUGAUGAAGAGAUGAUGGAUCAGCUUCUUAAACAAGGUUUCCUUCCUUUGAACACUCCAAUUGAGAAAAUCGAGCGCGGGGGCCGGCGCGGGGGCCGGCAGCAGCCGCUGACCACCCGGAGGAUGGUGGCUCUCUAUGACUACGACCCCAGGGAGAGCUCCCCCAACGUGGAUGUGGAGGCCGAGCUGACGUUCUGCACUGGGGACAUCAUCACUGUCUUUGGUGAGAUCGAUGAAGAUGGGUUUUACUACGGUGAGCUCAACGGGCAGAAGGGGCUGGUUCCUUCCAACUUCCUCGAAGAAGUGCCUGACGACGUGGAAGUGUUCCUGUCCGAGGCGCCCUCGCGCCACGCGCACGACGCGGCCCUGCGACCCAAGGCCAAAAGGGUUCCUCCCGAGAAUACAGGUACAGCCCGGCGAGCAGCUUCCCCCACAGUCCAGCUCCACCCCGGGUCACCUCCGGCACCCAUGCUGGGCUCUGGUAGCCCCGCGAGAGGCAGGGAUGUGGCCUCGAAAAAGAAAAAGGGGCUGCUUUCCAAAGGCAAGAAACUGCUGAAAAAGCUUGGUGCAGUGAAAUGAGUCAUGUGCUCCUGGACAACUUGUAAAGCUUCCAGUCUGUGUACUUUUUUUUUUUUUAAAAGUCAAAACUAGGGCUUUCAUGACUAUGCAGUACUUUACCAGACCGUUGCAUUUUUAACUCUGACAUCAAUAGAAUCAUGCCAAUUGCUUAAUCAAAACAGCAAGAGAAA
Molecule: messenger RNA, 4246 nt
Organism: Pyrgilauda ruficollis (rufous-necked snowfinch)
Lineage: Eukaryota; Metazoa; Chordata; Aves; Passeriformes; Passeridae
Gene: RIMBP2
Product: RIMS binding protein 2
Exons: 21
Coding region: 144-4076 (1310 amino acids)
Biological process (GO): neuromuscular synaptic transmission
Molecular function (GO): protein binding
Source: RefSeq, a predicted model, not a curated record